CUACACUUUCUCUAUCUCUGAGUCUCGAUGGAGGCAGCGCCUCAGCUCGUCUCCACUGGAAUCGAAUCCCUUCGCCGGAGCUCCAAGCAUUCAUUCCCGACCACAACCUCCAGUAGAGUUCGAGUUCGCGUUCCGAAACGAUUUAACCGGGUUCUUGCGGUUGCCACCGACCCCAAACCCACCAAGUCCGGCUCAUCACCAUCAAAACCACCCAAAUCUCCAUCGCUCAAUGGCUCCUCCUCGAGGUCCCCGCCUAUCAAUGGAGUUUCCACGAGAAUUGGAGAUGUUUCAAAGGAAAUCAAAAGGGUGCGAGCCCAGAUGGAAGAAAACGAAGACUUGGCAAUACUCAUGAAAGGUCUUCGCGGACAAAAUUUGAAGGAUUCACAGUUUGCUGAGGAUGACGUUCAGCUUCGUCUUGUUGAGGUAGAUGAAAGCAGUGAAUUUUUGCCUGUGGUAUAUGAUCCUGCUAGCAUCUCUUCUUAUUGGGGAAAACGGCCUCGUGCUGUUGUGACACGUGUAAUUCAAUUACUCUCUGUAACUGGGGGUUUCCUUUCACGUCUUGCAGGGGAUUUUAUAAACAAGAAAAUCAAAGAGAAUGAAGUUGCUAGGGCCAUUGAAAUAAGGGAAAUUGUGACCUCUUUGGGUCCCGCAUAUAUCAAACUUGGGCAAGCAUUGAGCAUUCGACCAGAUAUACUGUCACCUGCUGCAAUGACUGAGCUGCAAAAGCUUUGUGAUAAGGUUCCUUCAUUUCCGGAUGAUAUAGCUAUGGCUCUCAUUGAGGAGGAGCUUGGUCAGCCAUGGCAAAACAUGUACUCUGAGCUCUCUUCCUCUCCAAUUGCUGCUGCAUCUCUUGGGCAAGUAUAUAAGGGCCGGCUAAAAGAAAAUGGAGAUCUCGUGGCUGUUAAAGUGCAGAGACCUUUUGUUCUUGAAACAGUAACUGUUGAUUUGUUUAUCAUACGGAACUUGGGUUUGGUUCUCCGGAGGUUUCCUCAGAUCUCUGUAGAUGUGGUUGGAUUAGUUGAUGAAUGGGCAGCUCGUUUCUUUGAAGAGUUGGAUUAUAUUAAUGAGGGUGAGAAUGGACUACUCUUUGCUGAAAUGAUGAGAAAAGAUCUUCCACAGGUGGUUGUACCAAAAACCUACCCAAAAUAUACAUCAAGAAAGGUUCUUACUACAUCAUGGUUAGAAGGAGAGAAGCUAUCACAAAGUACUGAAAGUGAUGUUGGAGAACUGGUCAAUGUUGGAGUCAUAUGCUACCUGAAGCAGUUGCUUGACACUGGAUUAUUUCAUGCUGAUCCUCAUCCUGGGAAUUUGAUUCGCACUCCAGAUGGCAAGCUUGCCAUACUUGAUUUUGGUCUGGUCACCAAGUUAACUGAUGAUCAAAAGUAUGGAAUGAUCGAGGCAAUUGCUCACCUUAUUCAUCGUGAUUAUGGAGCCAUAGUCAAAGACUUUGUCAAGCUUGGUUUUAUUGACGAGGGGGUUAAUCUAGAACCUAUUUUGCCUGUUCUGGCCAAGGUUUUUGAUCAGGCUCUUGAAGGUGGAGGAGCAAAAAAUAUCAACUUCCAAGACUUGGCAGCAGAUUUGGCACAAAUCACAUUUGACUAUCCAUUUAAGAUACCGCCUUAUUUUGCUCUUAUAAUUAGAGCAAUUGGGGUCCUGGAAGGCAUAGCUUUAGUGGGAAAUCCUGAUUUUGCUAUUGUGGAUGAGGCCUAUCCAUAUAUUGCCCAGAGGCUACUGACAGAUGAAUCCCCACGGUUAAGGAAUGCUUUACGUUACACAAUUUAUGGGAAAUCUGGAGUUUUUGAUGCGGAAAGAUUUAUUGAUGUCAUGCAAGCCUUUGAGAGUUUCAUAACUGCUGCUAAAAGUGGAGGUGGAGAGGAAAUGAAUGGUGGUAUGGCUGAACUUGGACUUUUGCAAAGUCGAACAGAGUAUACCCCUCCUGGAUUUGCAUCAAAUGUGCAACCAGUUCAAACAAGGGCGGCUUUAGCAUUUGUACUGUCUGAUAAAGGAAACUUUUUCAGAGAAUUUCUUCUGGAUGAGAUUGUGAAAGGCAUUGAUGCAGUUACAAGAGAACAAUUGGUUCGUGCAAUGGCACUUCUUGGAUUCGGGAAUGCUCUUCCAGUUUUCAGCAUGGCUCCUAGUUUUGGGCCUUUCAAGCCUGCAGGACUUCUACCAACAAUAACUGAGGAGGAUAGAGUUAUAUUGAACAAUGUUCAAAGAGUAGUCGAGUUCCUGGCUGCAGGGAGUUCGAUAUCAAGAACGUCCAAUCAGGAAUUAAAUGUGUCUCAGGUUAUCCAAGAGUUUCUUCCUGUUAUGCCGAGUAUCUCUUCCAAAGUGCUCCCUGAAGUGCUCAGCCGAUUAUCUUCACGGGUAAUAGCACGUGUGAUUAGAGAUACAAUUUUGUAAUAAAUUUGCCUAGCUUACCUGCCGGAACCUCAUUUGUGCAUAAAUAUUUAGUAUUAUCAGAUACAAGUCAUAUAUGUCUAGUCUAACCUUGUCUUUAGGUGCAAUUCUUAUCCUCAACAGCUGCCAAGAACCCAAAUUGUUGUAUAUAAUAUCCCUUGAGAAAUGAACUAAAAAUUUGGCCCGAAAAGACCAUGCUGUUGCUUGUUUAAGCAACAUUUUGCAUUC
Rosa rugosa (rugosa rose) is the source of this 2628-nucleotide messenger RNA. RefSeq lists its product as uncharacterized. Gene Ontology annotation, biological process: protein phosphorylation. The transcript has 13 exons. The record is from RefSeq and is a predicted model, not a curated record. Gene Ontology annotation, molecular function: protein kinase activity; ATP binding. Bases 28 to 2403 code for a protein of 791 amino acids. Gene Ontology annotation, cellular component: chloroplast. NCBI's taxonomy places the organism in Eukaryota, Viridiplantae, Streptophyta, Magnoliopsida, Rosales, Rosaceae.